This is a messenger RNA of Salvia splendens (bonfire salvia), 381 nucleotides long. RefSeq names its product rRNA 2'-O-methyltransferase fibrillarin-like. The transcript has a single exon. Lineage: Eukaryota; Viridiplantae; Streptophyta; Magnoliopsida; Lamiales; Lamiaceae. Bases 1 to 381 code for a protein of 126 amino acids. The record is from RefSeq and is a predicted model, not a curated record.
AUGGGGACACCGGAGACCCCGACGUCCGAUCGUGUGGAGACGGGGAGAGGCGGCGGCGGGCGAAGUGGUGGCGGCGGGAGGCGAAGCGGCGGCGGCGGCAGGCGAGGCGGCGGCGUGCCCGGUCGACGGGGGGCGUUCUACAAAAUGGCAGAGUCUGUUGCUAUUGCCAGGGCCUGGGAGGCGGUUAAGACGGAUGCCAUAGUUGGUACAGAUCAGACCGAUGUUUGCUUCUGGAAGCGCGUCGUGACGGUAUACAACGGAUUCAAACCGGUAGGCAGCGUUGAGCGUUCACACGACCAGAUCCGGAAGAAGUUCAGCAGGAUCACUAGAGCCCUCAAGAGGUUCACUGACAUAUACGAAAACCAACUCCGCUCUGCUUAG